Colletotrichum truncatum is the source of this 1326-nucleotide messenger RNA. Its product is annotated as endonuclease/exonuclease/phosphatase family protein. NCBI's taxonomy places the organism in Eukaryota, Fungi, Ascomycota, Sordariomycetes, Glomerellales, Glomerellaceae. The record is from RefSeq and is a predicted model, not a curated record.
AUGAAGUCUACCAACGUCAAGAUGCUCCUCGCCGGAGGCGCGCUCUCCUCCAGCGCCCUCGCCCAGACUCCAGUAACAGGCGACUUCACCGUCCUCGCCAUGAACGUUGCGGGACUCCCCGAAAUCCUUCAAUCCAACGACGUCCCCGGAGACAAGACGACCAACGCCAGAACAAUUGGUUCAUUGUUCGCCAAAUACAACUACGACAUCAUCAAUGUCCAAGAGGACUUUAAUUACCACGCCUAUAUCUAUGAAACCGACAAACACCCGCACCGCACAGCCACGUCCGGUGGCGUGCCCUUCGGCUCCGGUCUUAACACCCUCUCCAACUACGACUGGGUGGAAUUCGAGCGAGUCAAGUGGGACACUUGCUCCAACGCCUCGGGUGCAGACUGCCUCACCCCCAAGGGCUUCACUUUCCUCCGCGCCCGCAUCGCAGAGGGCAUCUAUGUAGACGUGUACAACCUGCACACGGAUGCCGGCACCGAGGCGGACGACCUGAAGGCCCGCAACAGCAACCUGCGCCAGGUCGCAAACUACAUUGACAAGACGAGCGCCGGCAACGCCGUGUUGGUGUUCGGCGACACCAACAGCCGUUACACGCGCACGUCUGACGAGAUCGAGCUCUUCAACAGCCAAAACGGCCUGACGGAUGCCUGGCUGCAGCUCGAGCGCGGCAACCAGGUGCCCACCCAGGAGACCAUCUGCUCGAACCCCAGCACGACCAACUACUGCGAGACGGUCGACAAGAUCUUCUACCGCAGCAGCCCCGUGAUCGACCUGAAGGCCACCUUUUUCAACUACGAGAGCAGCAAGUUCCUCCAGCCCAACGGCGACAUCCUGUCGGACCACAACCCCAUCACGGCCAACUUCACCUGGACCCUGUCGACGGCGCUGCGUCAGUCCGACUUCUCCGGCGGCCCGCACGGCGAUUGGUUCUCCGACCUGCCGACGCUGGCCGCCAAGAAGAGCCCCAAGGCCUCGGUGCUCACGUUCCGCGGCCAGAACCGCCUCGACUCCGUCGGUCUGACCCUCGCUGACGGCACCCCCUUCAAGCACGGCGGCACCGGCGGCACCGAGGCCACGCUGACGCUGGGCGCCACCGAGUACUGGACCAGCGCGAAGCUGUGCUGGGGCCAAAAGGACGGGCGCACGCGCAACUUCUACAUCGAGGCCACCACGAGCACCGGCCGUACCCUCAAGUCAGGCACCUCGACCUCGGACUGCGCGACUCACACCGCCCCCGAGGGAUUCCAGAUCGUCGGCUUCAUGGGACGUGGCGGGGAUGAGGUUGACAAGUUGGCAUUUGUCUACGGGACAAAGUAA